Molecule: messenger RNA, 1089 nt
Organism: Lactuca saligna
Lineage: Eukaryota; Viridiplantae; Streptophyta; Magnoliopsida; Asterales; Asteraceae
Source: the annotation of a GenBank genome assembly
AUGGAGCCGCAUCAGAAUGAAGCAACCACUGCAUCCUUGACUGAAAAAGUUACUCCGGCAGUCAAGAAAACCCUCCUAAUCCUGCACUGCAUCCUAUUAUCCGUCGGAAACUCUUUUGGCCCGAUAAUCACUCGCCUCUACUUCCUCCACGGCGGCCACCGCAUCUGGCUGAGAGGAUUCGUUGAGACAGUUGGGUGGCCGUUCACUUUGAUCAUCCUCAUUGCUCUCUACUUCCACCGCCGUGUUGCCGGAAGAAACAACGGUAACAACCGCCCAACAAAAUUCAUUUAUAUUCGUCGGAGAUUAUUCAUAGCGGCGGCUCUGAUUGGUGUUCUAACUGGUCUCGCCAACUACUGUUACUCCUUUGGCUUCUCCCACCUCCCUAUCUCCACAUACGCAGUCAUCAAUGCGACUAGACUCAUUUUCGUGGCCACUUUCGCUUUUAUUCUCGUAAAACAUAAGUUCACACCCUAUUCUAUAAAUUCGGUGGUGCUUCUCACUGUUGGGUCAUUGCUGAUGGCACUUCAUGCUAGCGGCGAUCGCCCUGAAGGGGAGACGAAAAGGGACUAUGUUUUGGGGUUUUUUAUGACGGUGGUGGCAGCGGCGUUGUAUGGGUUUGUGUCGCCAUUGAUGGAGCUAAGUUUCAACAAGGCAAAGCAGGAGAUCACGUAUACACUUGUGUUGGAGGUUCAGAUGGUGAUGUGUCUCUUUGCUACUGUGUUUUGCAUGGUGGGGAUGAUCUUCAACAAUGAUUUCAAGGUGAUUUCGAGGGAGGCAAAAGAUUUUGGAUUAGGAAAAACGAAUUAUUAUGUGAUUUUAAGUGUGAGCAUAAUAUUGUGGCAGUGUUUCUUCGUGGGAUCAAUGGGAGUCAUAUAUUAUGGAUCGUCGUUUUUAUUAGGGGUCAUAGCUACGAUCCAAAUUCCGGUGAUGGAGAUAUUCGCCGUGACUUUAUUCAAAGAGAAGUUCCAAAGCAUAAAGGCUGUUGCUCUUGUUUUAUCUCUUUGGGGAUUCCUUUCCUUUUUCUAUGGCGAGUAUAAGUACACGAAAAUGAAGAAGGUUAAUACACAAUCUACUCUUGAAGUAGUGUAG